Paraglomus brasilianum is the source of this 1002-nucleotide messenger RNA. The record is from the annotation of a GenBank genome assembly. Lineage: Eukaryota; Fungi; Glomeromycota; Glomeromycetes; Paraglomerales; Paraglomeraceae.
AUGCUACGAUCGAGGAUAAUACGUUAUCCUCGAUCCUUCUCAAACUCGGCAGUUUCGCUGCAUAAAGAAAUCGAGAAGCCAAAGGAGGGAGAAGGUGUUAUUAUAAACUUUGUUACUCGAGACGGAGAAAAGGCGAGUGUUCGAGCGAAUAUCGGCGAUAGUAUUAUGGAUAUAACGCAAGCAAAUAACAUUGAUCUGGAGUGUGCAUGUGAAGGAUCUCUUGCUUGUUCAACGUGUCACGUUGUAGUGGACCCAGCGUAUUAUGACAAAUUAGAUGAACCUACUGAUGAGGAGAAUGACAUGUUAGACUUGGCCUUUGGCUUAACAGAGACAUCAAGGCUGGGUUGUCAAAUAGUCAUGCGUGAAGAUCUGGAUGGCAUAACAGUCGCUAUACCCAGUGCAUCACGUAAUGUUCGAUUAGAAGAGGACCCGACGAAAGCCAGAGACGAAUAUACAAAGGAGAUAAAUGAAGCGGUGGAUUGGGCAAAAAGUAAUCAGACUGCCUUGCAUAAGAAACUGAAAGAUGCACUGCAAAAAUUUAACAACUUGAAUUUUGAAAAACGGUCCGAUGUUUUUGUUAGCGCUGGCAAAGCGUAUUGGGAUGGUGACAUGAUAAAGGAAGAGUUAUUUGAGGAGAAUAUCAAUAUUAUCCUAAGCAACAGGGUAAUAAUAGAAAGAUUGGACAUACUUAUUCCGGCUAUCGUGGACGGUGGGGAAUAUCGUGCGCUUGCAAUCUUUCGAGACGCACUUGUUGAAUUGUACAGGAGACCGUAUGCAAUCAAUGCGAUACGGCCCAUUGCAUCUGGCAUUCUCGACACAAGUGGGACAGACAGCAUUUGGUUGAGUAUGCUUAUGAUGAAUGAUGCCGUAAGAUGCCUCAGCCAGCCACCCGAAGAAUACACGCCUAUUGAAAUUCAUGAUGCUAUAGCAGCUGUUCGUGAGGAAUCGGUUGAUGUGAAGCUGCAGGUCAAUGCAGCAUUUAUAUUAUUAGAAAAUUUGUAA